ACCUUUCCACUGACAAUGAGAUCAUGGAAGAUAUCAUUCAUCAUUGCCUGGAAGGUCACGGGGAAAUUGGUGAUGCCGAAGAACAUCACCUGUCAUGACUUAGGGGGUUCAUACAGCCCUCGGUUAGUUACAAAGGCAGCCUUCCAUUCGUCGCCAGCCUUGAUCCGGAUAUUAUUAUAUCCCCAUCUAACAUCGAACUUGGUGAAGAGUGUAGUG
Postia placenta MAD-698-R-SB12 is the source of this 216-nucleotide messenger RNA. RefSeq lists its product as hypothetical. The transcript has 2 exons. The record is from RefSeq and is a predicted model, not a curated record. NCBI's taxonomy places the organism in Eukaryota, Fungi, Basidiomycota, Agaricomycetes, Polyporales, Adustoporiaceae. The annotation marks the transcript as partial.